AUGGGAAGCUGCAGUGUGGAUAGGGUGUUCGAAGUUGGACCAUGCAAAGCUGGUUACGAAAUGGGUCUCUUAAUUGGACAAGGAUUCUCCGAAAUGAUGAGUAGAGUGGUCACAGACCUCAUUCUACAAAACCAGCUUCGACCAUUUCCCCACACUCCUCAAACCACUUUUUUUUUAACAACCAAACCAAAUUUCCAAGGAAGUAGAUUCUGGCGUUUAUUCCAAAAGAAGGAGCAAAAAGUGACAAUGUUGAUACCUCGGAUGAUUGCUCUGAUGUUCUUGUUAUCAGUGAAUCUAUGGCUAUUGCGGCGCACAACGAAGAUGCAAAUGUUGCCCUUGUUGGCCACACCUACUUUAAUCAAAGGAAUCUUGCCGGAUGGACUCUUCUUUGUAGACUGUGCAUUUGGCUUCAAUAGCCAGGGACUGGCAUUCACUCUGGAUUCUGAUCCCCCAGCUGAAGAUGAGAUUGUGGCUGGUGGCAUUGGGCGCAACUUCAUUUCUCGAGACCUUCUUGAAGCUACAAGCAUGGAUGAUGCAAUGAAUAGGAUCAAAUCGUCAGAAGUUUCUGUGGGGCAUUCUUAUAACCUGUUUGAAACAAGCACGCGCAGGAUUGUUAAUGUUGAAACCGCAUCUAGGAAGCGGAUUUCAGUUUAUGAGGUGGGGAAUACACCUUUCUUCCAUGCAAACAUGUACCUCCACCUACCUAUUAAUCAGGCAAGUGAUAGAUACAAAAUCCUGUUUUUUGCAUUUGUCUGAUUCAGACAACCCCAUAACAAAUCACAUGGGCAUGUUUUACUGCUUGGAAAUGUCUCAAUUCACUUCAUCAAAUGAAUAUUUGAACUAUUGAGCAAAUUGCAUGUCAAGAUAUCAUAAAAAAUUCUGAGUGAAACAUGCGUAUCUAAGACUAAAAUAUCAUUUGGAUUUGAUUCAAAGGUACAAGAUGAGAAUUCAAUCAGCAGACAGAAAAGGGCAGCUGUCUUGACAAAAGAAUCAAAAGGGGAUUUCCUGUCACUUCUAGAAGAUAUGGACGACAAAAAAUACCCUAUCUACACGACUGGUAAACUGAAGACAUCUCACAUUUGGAUCCCUUGUUGUACAUAUACUCUUGAUUAUCACUUUUUCUUUCUCCUAUUCUCAGGUCCAUUACUUCACACCCUCUGUACUGCCCUUAUUGAUCUGGAUAAACAAACACUAUCAAUUAUUGAAUGGAAUCCAAAAAAAGGAGAUGUUUCACAUGUUUGCUCUAUCUCCCCUCAAAAGUCACCAUGAUUCUAAAGCAGCCUAAAGUCAUUAGAAUUGCAAAAGAACCUGUUACUGCAGUUCCUUUGUUAUGCUGGUUCAUAUAUAGAGGCCCAAGAUAUGCCCAUCAAUACACCGCAUAGCUGCAACCUUAUCACAUAGAGACCUUACCCAUUUGGUAUCAAAAGCUUUGACAAUAAGUAGUUUUGAAUGUUUAAUUAAAUGAAUCGUUACCUUCCAUGGAUCUCAUAUUUUAUAGGAUCAUCUAGUUCAACUCCUAAUGCCUUUAAUUUAGUUACGGUUCCAUUGAUGUCAGUCACCGUAAAUGAUAGAAAUGAGGAGUAUUCCUUCUGCAUGACGGCCACUGUGAAAUUAAACAUUUUUUGAUGUUUUGUGUAGAAUACAAAUGAUCAAAAUUUUGUCACCGGAUGGUGAUGUGGUAACAUUUCUUAAGCACACUACACUCGAUAAAUAAAACUAGAGAGUUACAAUGCUUUGUUGGGCUUUUUUAUACAAAUGGGUAAAUUUUUUAAAAAAAUUACAGGAAUGAAUAGAUUUUUAAAA
Molecule: messenger RNA, 1803 nt
Organism: Glycine soja
Lineage: Eukaryota; Viridiplantae; Streptophyta; Magnoliopsida; Fabales; Fabaceae
Exons: 5
Coding region: 1-756 (251 amino acids)
Source: RefSeq, a predicted model, not a curated record